CGCGCCAAUCAGAAAAUUGAAAGCAUUAGACCCGCCUUCCUUCGUACUUGACGUGUGCAGUCUCCGCCCUUCUACUUCCUCUUUUACAGUGGCAGUCAGCGAGAGACACCAUGAAGGCGUCUGGCACACUUAGGGAAUACAAAGUCAUUGGGCGCCUGCUGCCCUCUGCCAAGAACCCCACUCCUCCUCUGUACCGCAUGAGGAUCUUCGCCCCCAACCAUGUCGUGGCCAAGUCUCGCUUCUGGUACUUCGUCUCUCAGCUCAGGAAGAUGAAGAAGGCUUCUGGAGAGACAGUCUACUGCGGCCUGGUGCACGAGAAGACACCACUCAAGGUGAAAAACUUUGGCAUCUGGCUGCGUUACGACUCUCGUAGCGGCACCCACAACAUGUACAGAGAGUACAGAGACCUGACCACAUCUGGAGCGGUCACACAGUGCUACCGGGAUAUGGGAGCCCGCCAUCGUGCCCGCGCCCACUCCAUCCAGAUCAUGAAGGUCCAGGAGAUUGCCGCCAACAAGUGUCGCAGACCUGCCAUCAAGCAGUUCCACGACUCCAAGAUCAAGUUCCCCCUGCCCCACAGGGUGCUGCGUCGCCAGCACAAGCCCCGCUUCACCACCAAGAGACCAAACACCUUCUUCUAAAGGACAUGUCUUGUUCACAC
Osmerus eperlanus (European smelt) is the source of this 661-nucleotide messenger RNA. RefSeq names its product ribosomal protein L18a (gene rpl18a). The transcript is spliced from 5 exons. Lineage: Eukaryota; Metazoa; Chordata; Actinopteri; Osmeriformes; Osmeridae. Gene Ontology annotation, molecular function: structural constituent of ribosome. The record is from RefSeq and is a predicted model, not a curated record. Gene Ontology annotation, cellular component: ribosome; cytosolic large ribosomal subunit. Gene Ontology annotation, biological process: translation. The coding region runs from base 111 to 641 and encodes 176 amino acids.